CUUUACCACGAUUCCUCCAAAGCAAUAUUAAAAAUUGAGACACCGAGCAUACACUGACUAACGUAAAUAAGGCUCUAAUUGGUGUUUGCUUGCUGUUGACUAUCAUCAGCUAGAUUAUUAGUUAGAUAAUGAAUAGAAAUAUGUAUGAGCACACAUAGAUUUGAAUGUCUUUGUAUGUUAUUCAGAAAGCAUUGUGAUGUUUACGUUCGUUAAUAUAUUUGAAGGUUGAUAAAAGUUGAUAUAUUGUUAUUGUUGCAUUGUGAUCAUGCUGUAUGAUGCCUUCUUGUGAGCCUGCAAUUACUAAGCUAUAUAAAGAAGUAUAUGUUAGUGUUGCAUGGUUUUUACACUCUUACUUUAUUAUAAGGAUACCUUCAAACUGUAAAAACACAGUAUGGAGAUAUCCAUGUCAAUGUUAGACCAAGACAUCUGACUGUUUAGAACCCAUAACAACCCAUCAUAUUUUAUUGUCAACUGGCCUUUCAGCUCAUCAUGUUAAGGUAUCUCACAAAAGUGAGUACACCCCUCACAUUCUUAUAAAUAUUUUAUUAUAUCUUUUCAUGGGACAACACUGAAGAUAUGACACUUUGAUACAAUGUAAAGUAGUCAAUGUAUAGCUUGUAUAACAGUGUAAAUUUGCUGUGCUCUCAAAAUAACUCAACACACAGCCAUUAAUGUCUAAACCGCUGGCAACAAAAGUGAGUACACCUCUAAGUCAAAAUGGCCAAAUUGUGCCCAAAGUGUCAAUAUUUUUUGUGGCCACCAUUAUUUUCCAGAACUGUCUUAACUCUCUUUGGCAUAGAGUUCACUAGAGCUCCACAGGUUGCCACUGGAAUCCUCUCCCACUCCUCCAUGACGACAUCACGGAGCUGGUGGAUGUUAGAGACCUUGCGCUCCUCCACCUUCCGUUUGAGGAUGCCCCACAGAUGCUCAAUAUGGUUUAGGUCUGGAGACAUGCUUGGGAAUUAUUUUGCAAGCCACUUCUUCAUGGGAGGAGAAAAAUUUGACACGCCACAUCCAGAGGGAUACCUUUUUGGAGAAAACAUGGACCUGAACUUUCUUGGAAAUAGGCCAGUGCAGUUUCCAUAUGUGACGCCUGCACCCCACGAGCCUGUCAAAACCCUGAGGAGUCUGGUCAAUAUAAGAAAGGACUCUCUGCGUUUGGUCAGGUAUAAAGAUGACUCUGACACACCUGUGGAGGAAGGUGGAAAACCAAAGGUUCAGUAUGGUGUGGAGUUCACCUUUGAUGCUGACGCUCGGGUUGCCAUCACCCUCUACUGCCAGGCAUUUGAGGAGUUCUCCAAUGGGAUGGCAGUCUACAGCCCAAAGAAUCCAUCUCUGGUCUCUGAAACUGUGCACUACAAGCGAGGAGUGAACCAACAGUUCUCCAUGCCGUCUUUCAAAAUAGAUUUCACCGAGUGGAAAGAGGAAGAUCUGAACUUUGACCUUGACCGAGGAGUGUUUCCCAUUGUAAUCCAGGCUGUUGUUGAUGAAGGAGACGAUUGCCUCGGACAUGCUCACGUACUUUUGGCAGCUUUUGAAAGACACGUUGAUGGCAGUUUCUCCGUCAAGCCACUGAAGCAGAAGCAAAUUGUGGAUCGUGUGAGCUACCUCUUACAGGAGAUCUAUGGGAUUGAGAACAAAAACAACCAAGAAACCAAGCCAUCAGACGACGAGAACAGUGACAACAGCAACGAGUGUGUUGUCUGUCUGUCCGACCUGCGAGACACACUCAUCCUGCCCUGCAGACAUCUGUGUCUCUGCAACUCCUGCGCAGACACCCUGCGCUACCAGGCCAACAACUGUCCCAUCUGCAGGCUGCCCUUCAGAGCUUUGCUGCAGAUCAGAGCUGUAAGGAAAAAGCCUGGGGCUCUUUCCCCCGUGUCCUUCAGCCCUGUGCUGGCUCAGAAUAUGGACCAUGACGAGCACUCAAGCACCGACUCGGUUCCUCCUGGCUUUGAACCCAUCUCUCUGCUAGAGGCUCUGAAUGGUCUGCGGUCGGUGUCUCCUGCCAUCCCAUCCGCCCCCCUCUAUGAUGACAUCAACUUCUCAGGAGGACUGUGCGGCGACGGCAGACAGCUGAGCUCCCCCGAGCAUUUAAGUGAUGGCAGUCUGCAGAAAGGCAAAGUCAGCAAGUCACCUGACAGCACCCUUAGGUCUCCAUCUUCUCCCAUCCAGGAAGAAGAUGAGGAGAAGCUGUCUGAGAUGUCUGAUGCGCAGCCACACACACUGCUGUCCAACAGCCCUGCCCCCACCGACGCCACAGCUGCCGAGGAUGUGGCAGAAUCCCUGUCUCCUGAUGAUGAGGACAGGAUGCAUUCUGGGGCAGACAUCCUACAGGACUGCAGCAGCGAACACAGCAGUUUGACAAAAACAGAGAGCGACCCAGCGGGCGACUUGUCUCUGCCAGCUCUAGGUCCUGAUGCCUGCUCUAUUGGUAUGGAGGAAUAACUCUGGGUCAUCAGAGUCAACAGAAAGCCUGAAAAGUCAGAGCACAAACUGCUCCAGCCAGCCUCUCCUGUGUCCCACAAGCAGCCUUCAUAUGGAAGAUGAGCACCUCAACCCCUGACUCUGACCCAGCCUCUUCCCCCCCACAUCCAUCAGAUCAGAUGUAUGCAUUACAAAGAUCAUCCAGUCCCUCUUUUCCUUUGCCCCCCCCUCCCUUUUGAAAAAAAAGGAAUAUUAAUUCCACAGCUUUGAAAACAUUUCAUUAAUUGUCAGAUGGUGUUCGGUUGUGUGUUUUGACCAAAGGUGUGGUCUAGUAAUGUGGAUUCCAGAGACACUUCACUACCUUUCAUGGUAGUUUCAAGCACACUUACUUUAAAUUAACUGUAUCAAUUGCUUAACACUACAUUCUGAAGACAUUAUAAAUACAAUUUGUGUCUAGAUAUUGUAUUCCUUAGUGAAAUACAUUCACGUUACAGUUCUUGUUUGAUUUGGGUAAUGAUAAGAAAUUUGAACAUUUAUGGCGUGUGUAUCUGUGUCUAUUUGAAGUGAUUUUGCACUCAAAACAUUUUUUUAUAAUCCAUUCCUUAUAACAACAACUUUAUGGUGAGAUGAGUUUAAGUUGUCUGCAGUCCUAAACAUCUACACUUUUUCUAUUAUUUCUAAUGUGAUAUUUAUCCAUCAUAAAUCUGCUAGGAUCCUGUGUACUUACUUCAAAACGGUAUACUUGCAUAUUACAUAGAAAAAAAGAUCCUUAUAUUUCAAUAAUGGAACUAGAUUCAGAUAAGAUGCACAUUAUUUAAGAGUUGGAUUUUCAAUAUGCGCUUCAUAUACAGAUUCACAACCUAACAGCUAAACUCAAAGAUAGCUAAAGCCUGCAACAAGCUACACGUAUGCUGACUCACUGUGGCACGGUAGGUGUGCUUGUCCUUGAUGUGGCAGAUCUCUGUACAGUCUUUUCGCGGCAAUGCCAUUGUCUGCUUAUGUGACGUUUGUGUGGCUGCUUCACCUUUACAUUAUUUGGUACUGUUUGUGUAGCGCCAUGCAUAUAGAUCUAUGUGCCUUGAGUUGAUAUGGCUGCCUGCUUGUUGCAUUGGACAUUAGUGUUCUUUUAAAUGCUACAACAUACAACAGUUUUAUGGAUUUUUGAUUCCGAUGUACAGAGCCUUUUUUCUAUCGCAUACUUCGUGCUACUCGAGAAAUGUAUCUUGUUAUUGUUUAUUGCAAUAUAAAAUAUAACUGUUCAUUUACUUUCUUAUGACCAUGUAUCAAUUAUGCAUUUAAUCUUAGUAUUUAGGUUCAAGUGGAUUUUAUAGAUUACAUUUGAUUGAAAUGACCACCAUCCAAUGCAAUAAGUGCAAACAGUGCAGUUUAAUAAUUGGGCUAGCAAUUGCAUGUGAAUCUGGAGGCUUGAACCUCUCACUGCUUUUAAGUAACAUGAUUGUUUUGUCUUUCCCCGCUCCUCUUCUGUGCCAUUUUAACUUGACACUGUGCCUUCCUGUUCCUGUUCUGACCACUAUUGACCUGGUAUCCAGGAUAACUCCACAGUAGGUGGUUUGUGGCUCUCUGUAAAAUCAAUACCUGUCUUUCCUCGUGUGUAUAGCAGCAUGUGUAUAACAAUAAAGAACAGAUUAAAUACUUUCUGACCCUG
Eleginops maclovinus (Patagonian blennie) is the source of this 4093-nucleotide messenger RNA. It is a transcript of the gene mgrn1b, whose product is annotated as mahogunin, ring finger 1b. Gene Ontology annotation, molecular function: ubiquitin protein ligase activity. Lineage: Eukaryota; Metazoa; Chordata; Actinopteri; Perciformes; Eleginopidae. Gene Ontology annotation, biological process: protein ubiquitination; negative regulation of G protein-coupled receptor signaling pathway; endosome to lysosome transport. The transcript is spliced from 17 exons. Gene Ontology annotation, cellular component: early endosome; plasma membrane; nucleus. The coding region runs from base 718 to 2448 and encodes 576 amino acids. The record is from RefSeq and is a predicted model, not a curated record.